Molecule: messenger RNA, 4130 nt
Organism: Phytophthora nicotianae INRA-310
Lineage: Eukaryota; Oomycota; Peronosporomycetes; Peronosporales; Peronosporaceae
Exons: 1
Coding region: 368-1615 (415 amino acids)
Source: RefSeq, a predicted model, not a curated record
AAUAAUUUUAAUUUAUCCACUAAUCGAAACAAACACGCUUAUGAGAAUAUCUCACCGCAAGGGGUAGAGCAAGUGUACUGGCCCUUUAAGGACAUCGACCCGGAUGACAGCGGGUACGCACCACGAGGCGCCGCGUGUGUGAAAAUCAGUGACGCGCUGGGUCGCGUUGGGGUGAACAACGCUGUAUUGUAUGCGUUCGGAGGCUCGGAUGUCGAUCUACCCGCUUUACCCGGUCUGGUAGUGCGCGACGCCCAGUGUUAUCCCCCAUCCCAUUGUCCGAGGGUUUCGCGUCGUGUUGUUAGAUAUAUGCACACGGGUGGAGGAUAAAGACGACACACGUUGGGAGCUUACAGCAGAUCAGCUUUGGAUGAAGAAUCCCGAGUGGAACCGCAAGAUCGGGGACCUGGGGGUGGCUAUCGGUGAGAAAUUAGGAUUCCAGGACGUCCUGCUGGACAUCAUUUUGUCCAAACUGGUGGUGUACGCACCAGGAGCACACAUUAAGAAACAGAAGGACGGUGAGGAGCAGAAAGAUGUAGUAGCAAGCUUGGUGGUACAGUUGUCAUCACUACAUGAGGGAGGAAACUUGGUCGUGUUUGAUGACGAAGAUACUACACAGAAGUACAGAUUUGAUUUCGGCAAGUCGACCAGGAAAGCAGCGUUCAACCCUAGCUAUGCAGUGUAUGUGGCGGGGGCAGAGUAUGAACUGGAAGAGGUGCAGAAAGGAUAUCGCGUGGUACUGGAAUACUCGAUACGGUUGCCGAGUGGUGAGACUGUGGCACCAGUGAACCAGUCGAGGAGGUUUUUGCAAAGAGAAUUGAAGGAGGCUAUCGAGGAUUUUGGCCAAACGAAUGGAACGUUUGCACUAUUGUUGGCGAACGACAAUGGUCCAGAUGAACGCUUUGAAAUGGAAGGGUCCCAGCGAAUGAUUGGGGUUGAUAGAGCACGAUUCCAAGCUCUGCAGAAGGCAAAUAGUUUUGUUUCUGAUGAUAAGAAGGUGAAGUUUUAUAUUGCCAGAAUUGAACACACGGCCAAAGUUGUGAAGGACCUAGGCGGCGAUGAUAACAGUGCAUUGUACCGCAGUUACCCGCGGAUACCCCUUAGGGGAAUCGGUGCAGAAGAAUCCCGUUGGAAACUUCGACGGAGAUCUGAGUCUGUUAUGUGGUUUACGACGAUAGGUAAAAUGCUGCAACAGCGGGACUUGGAAUACCCAAAUGACACGCUUGGCUGGACGAGCACGAUGAACUUCUUGAAUCCCGAUCGAACAUCGUCCCGUUCAACGUGGGGUAAGUACGUAAGUCGCGACGAAUUAGUCGUGGUAACAACGAUUAAGUACAAGGCGUAUGCUGUUGUGGGGUGGCAUUUUGCACAUGACCUAAGGAAUACCGCCCACCUUUUUGGCGAGGAUGCCGCUUUAUCAUUGAUCAUAACUGACAAGCACGUGAAUGCAUCAAAAAUGCGAUCUUUCCUGAAUAUUGCAACCGGAAAUGAGGAGAAUGAUGGCGACCAAAACGACAGCAUUUCACCCUUACACGACGUUUUGCCAACGUAUGUGCAAGGCAGUUGCUGCAGCUGGGGAUGUGGAGUUGGUGUGGCUAUUUUUUAUCCGAUUCUUUGAAAAAUUGAAGAAGAAGGAAUUGCUAGCUCCAUCACUAUAUAUGAUAGCUUUCCUAAUCGAGAACUUUGGUUGGAAUAUGGUGUGUACACCACUGAAAAACGUUAUGAAUCGAAUGUCGCCGCAGGAUGCCAUGGCUUUAGCUCUCCAUUUAACAAAAGCUUGUGAUGCUCAGACGGCUCUGAUGACGAUAGCAGUUGAGAAGGCGCAACUUGUCCCUGAAGUCCUUAUAGCUUCGUCAAAGCAACAGGAUUACUGUGGAUAUUAGCAGCAAGCUGCCAGAACGACCUAUUUACGAAGGUCGCAACCAUGCUUCAGAACAUGAAUUCGAGCGUUCUUGGCCCUAUUAUAUCAGACGUAGCAGCGUAUGUGCAAGCACAUUCUCCAUGGGAACAACGUGUGGUGUUGGCAUCGUUGGUAAUUGUUCGGCGUCGGUGGUUGGAAGCCGAGAUCGCACGUCUCAACAAGGACUUCACUUUGCAGAUACCAAGCGUACGUUUCUCCACACAAUCUCGAACUGAAACAUUUUUUUCGUGAAGAAAGAAAUUCGUUUGUGAUAACCGACUUUGCGGACAUUUCUGCGGCGCUUAGAUUCGUUCAGGAAAACCUUCCACACUCAACUGAGUCGAGCUCUGUUGCCCAUUGACUUUGGAAGCUCACAGGUCGAUACGAGAGCAAUUGUAAUUGUCAACAAUACCCGUGAGCAGUACGAGAGCUCCAGAAGGCAGCUACAUAGAAGAAUAUAACGCGGAGAUCAACCUUCUACUGGCUUGGAUUUGGAGCAAUGUCCACUCAGUCAGCGAUUGGUUAAGCACUGCCUAUCAUGGAAACGGACAAUGCUCAUUGCGAAAGUUCAAGACAGUGGCUAGAAGGUCUGCCAUAAUACCUUGGCACUUUUACCUACUUUCCAGGUGAUCAGUACUAAGUGUGAGGGAAAACGAGGGUCGUGAACACGAAAACGUGAAUGGCGUUAACGUGUCGAAACAUCAGUAUUUCAUUCAUCUUUGAAACUGGGGUGGACCCCAAGGAUUUGUAUUGCAAGGUCGUUCGAGACACCAAGUCAGCGCAAGCACGGGCUGAUCGGGAGUGAAUUGUUAUCAAUAAUUCAUUUCCGCCAGUUGUGACCGACGCAUUCUUUUCUGGUAUCCUAUCACCUGAUUUCAUUCUCAGUGCUUCAUAAAACCCCAUUCACGCGCUUUUGGAUGAUUGGCGACAGCUUCAUAAAUGCCGAGCAACAUCUUGUACGGCGCAACUACAGACACUGGAACACCAAGAAUGCGUCCGCUUUGAAACGUCCAUAGCAACGAGUAAAUAGCAAGGUCCGCAACGGUGAGUCUGGCACACACAGAAUAGCGUUCAUUCCACUUCGACGUUCGCUGCUCGAGGAAGUUCAAUGUCUUGGGGAGAGUUUCUUUCGCCAGAAUUGUUCGCAACCGCAUCUGCUCCACCGAGUCCGUUUCAAAGUACGACGCGUUCCAAGUGUAGGAGCUAUAAAAUUCAUCGAUUACGGAAAACAACUCGUCGAUCCGGAAAACCUCCUUGCUAUUACUGGGCGAGUAGAGUCCCCCGAGUGUGCCAACAUAGCGGAGAAUUCCUAGGGCCUGUGAGACGACCUCUCCAUCGACUUGAAGCACCGGUAGCUGGUUAAACGGCAGCGUCGAGCGUCUUUUGUUUAGCUCUUCCACAUCAAUGCGCUCGUCCUCAAAAGGAAUCCCAGAGAUAAACAGAGCCAAACGAAUUGGCUCAGCACGUCCAGGAAACGGAAAAUAAGUGAGCUUCAGCUUCGGGUACAUUUUUGAAUCUUGUGUGCUCAGGUGCUUCACUCUUGGGUGAUUCUCCACCUUCGACGCCGCUGCGAAGAUACACUUAUGCUUGUCAACCUCAACAUCGAGUUCCGUCUUCCUAAUUGACUUGACCCAGCAGUACAAAGCGAUCUCAUGGAGAAACACGUUAUCAUUCAAAACCUUAAACGCGGGAAUCCCUCCCAGACGCUGAAGUCGUGCCUCGAUUGACGAAGCGUAACGCAAGAUGUUGGUCGUCUCUAAUUCGCUUGAGGUGUUUGUUUUAGCUCGUGCUUCGUUCAGAACGUGAAGAAUUUCAUCGACAUGGAGAGCCAUGACGGGGGAGCUGACUGGAUAUAGGCCACUCAGACGUCCCGCAAGACGAAUCAUAGCAUCAAAAUGCGUAAAAGAUGUUCCAUUCACGUGUAACUCUGCGUACUGCCCCUCCGCAACAUCAGUUGGUGAUAAAGACCUUUCUUCGAAGACAAUACCGCCGAUGCAGAGCGCCAGACGCACGGGGUGAAGUCCAGCAGGGGCGACAAGGUGGACGUAUCCGGUGUUGCGCAUGGUCGCGGUGGAACGGAAAUGCAGCAAAUCUCUAAAGAUUAUUUGUGCCUACAGCAAAAUUGACAAUUGCUGCAGUAAAGUAGACAAUUGCUGUGGUAAUCUCUGGAAGAGCCAGACGCAACUUGCUUCAUCCCAAACGAGACAGCAGUACAUGCAAAAAAAAAAAAAAA